This is a messenger RNA of Octopus bimaculoides (California two-spot octopus), 3360 nucleotides long. RefSeq lists its product as uncharacterized. Lineage: Eukaryota; Metazoa; Mollusca; Cephalopoda; Octopoda; Octopodidae. The record is from RefSeq and is a predicted model, not a curated record. Gene Ontology annotation, molecular function: [heparan sulfate]-glucosamine 3-sulfotransferase activity.
UCAGCAGCAGUUGUAGUAGUGGUAGCAAUUACUUAGCAAUAACACAACUGGUAGUAGUAGUAGUAGUAGCAGUAGUAGUAGCAGCAGUAGUAGUAGUAGUGGCAGUAAUAGUAGUAGUGAUAGUAGUAGUCGUAGUCGUAGUAGUAGGGGUAACAGUAGAAGAAAUUAGAAACAGCAGUAGUAGUAGUAGAAGCGAUAGCAGUAUCAGUCGGUGUAGUAGUAGUAGUAGUAGUAGUAGUUGCUGUUGUUGUUGUUGUUGUUGUUGUUGUUGUUAUAGUAUAGCAGAAGUGGUGGAGGUAGCGGUAGCAGCGGCGUCGGCGGCGGAGGUAGUGUUGUGAUGCUGUUAGCGGUACAUUGUUUUACAUACAUCACGAUAAUGACUCGGCGGCACUGGACAUGAGCAGCUAUUGGAAAUGUCGAAUGAGGAGCAGAAUCUACUUCCUCUUGAUAGUUAUGACAGCUAGUUUAACCAGCAUGGUGCUGUGUUCGCUCCUCUUCAACUGCUGCUGUACCACAGGUAAGCCUGUAACAAUGCGGACUGCUACUUUUCUCUAUGUACCUGUGAAAUAUCCUUCGUUUUCAUCUUCAUCAUCUUCGUCAUCAUCAUCUUCAUCAUCUUCGUCGUCAUCUUCAUCGUCAUCUUCAUCGUCGUCCGAUGGUCAUUUUAAUAGACUCAUAACGUCCAGUGAUCUGGCUAAAAUCCGGCCCGUCCCGGCGGUAGUGGCUUUACCAAUACCGGCUGACCGAAUGGAAAUCGCAUCGUCGGAUUUUUUCAUAUUCUCGGCCGAGCAUAUUCCGGCCGCCUCUGUCCCCAAAACCGAUUCUGUUGAAGAUUCGCCGAGCAAAAAAUCCCGUCAGAAAAACAAUACUUCAUCAUCAUCAUCAUCAUCAUCAUCGUCGUCCUCAUCAUCAUCAUCGUCAUCAUCAUCGUCAUCAUCAUCAUCAUUUACACCGUUCAAAAUCAAAACAGUCCGAAAGCAACAAGUUCGCUACAAAUUAAAAGAUGAAGAGGAAGAGGAAGAACACGAAGAAGAAUCUAAUCGGUUUUCUUCGACAAAUAAACAAUCAAUACCAAACAUUUUAACUGCACAACAAAAACACAAUCCGAAAUAUAAAGUUAGAAGUGUACAACAAAACCCUAAACUUUUCCAUUUUCGGCACCGAAAUAAUUUCAAAAGUGACGGCGCUAUUAGUAACACACUCGAUCUUCGUCAACUUCGACGAAGCAUUGAUUACAACAACAACAAUAACAAUAACAACAAUAAAAACUAUAACGAUGGUGCUACUGCUGGUGGUGAUGAUAAUGGUGAUGAGUUAAAGGAGAAUCGUAACGAACUUCGAUUAAUCGAUAAUGAUCGUUUUGGAAAUAUGUUCGAUACUGCGAAGUUAUCGGAUAAGAACGAUGUGUGGCGGUUGGACGGAGGGAAAAUCUCUGACCACAAAGGCCACCACAAUCACCACCCCGCUCAAGAACUCGGUGAAAGUAACGGAAACUUUGUCCGAAAUAUUAAAUCGCCCCGGGAAUUACCCACCAAUAAAGGUCCGAUUUUAACCGAAAUUAAUAGUGAUUAUGUUAAUCGUGAGAAUGAUAAUGAUGAUGGUAAUGAGGAUGAUUAUGAUGAUGAUGAUGAUGGGAAGAAUGGAGAUGGUGCUGUUAAAUAUAACGAUGAGGUUGGUGUUGUUAAUGUGAAAUACGCUUUAAAAGAUAACGAAAGGUAUUUCGAUGAUAAUGUUGGAAACAGCAUUAUCGAAGACGAAGAAGAAAAAGUUGACAAAACACAUUUUCAACAACAACGGGUGGAGGAUGUAUUUUAUUACGACUCAAAACCAUCUUCGAAAAUCGAACGGAUAAAUUUAAUAAAUUUAAAGAACUCGAAUAGGGAUUACCAUUCUGUGGAUUUGCCAAGUAUAUCGGAGAAGGAAGACGAAUAUAAGACAUUUACUAAGCCGAAUAUGAAAGCUACCCAAGGAAUAGAGGAAGAGAAAGAUGCCGAAGGACCAGUUCUAACACCAGACCACCAAACUCGAAGACGGACGUUAAACUUUGCAACUUCACGUCAAAGAGAAUCACCUGUCGCAGUAAAAUCGAAACACUCGUUGAUCGGACGGAUUAAGAUAAGAACGAGGACACCUAAAAUAGUUAAGGUGAAGAAUGUGGUGGCUGCCAGUUCUGGUAUUAAAAAUAAUAGCAGUUCUAAUCCAUCAAAGAACGUUGUAGCGGCUGUUGCUGCUACUGGGACGGCGUCUUCUGUAACGAGUAACAACAAAAGUAAAGUUGAAGCAAGUACAUUAACGAAUCUACAGAUUUUACAAAAUGUCAGCAAAAAAUUACCCCAGGCAAUUAUAAUAGGAGUUAAAAAGGGUGGAACGAGGGCAGUUUUGGAAUUUCUUCGUCUCCAUCCUAAUAUAAGAGCACCUGGACCGGAACCACAUUUCUUCGAUCGGAAUUACGAAAAGGGUAUUGAAUGGUACAGGAGUAUAAUGCCCGCAACCUUCGAUGGUCAGAUUACUAUUGAGAAGACACCCAGUUAUUUCGUGACAAAAGAAGUUCCGCGUCGAAUAUUUAAUAUGUCCAGGGAUAUCAAAUUAAUCGUUGUCAUUCGUGACCCCGUCACACGUGCGAUCUCGGACUAUACGCAGACAGUUAGCAAACGGUUGCAGACGAAAACAUUCGAACAGAUGGCAUUCAUGAAUAACACGCGUAUUGUCGACACGUCAUGGGGUGCUAUCAAGAUUGGUGUGUACGCAAAACACACCGCCCAGUGGUUACAAUAUUUCAAUUUAUCUCAGAUACAUUUCGUUCACGGUGAACGGCUCAUAUCAGAUCCUGCCGGAGAAAUGGCAAAGCUUCAAGACUUUCUGGGUCUUGAACGAAUUAUUAAUGAAAAACAUUUUUACUUUAAUGAAACCAAAGGAUUUCCUUGUCUCAAAAAACAUGGUGGAAGUGGUCACCCGCAUUGUUUGGGUAAGACAAAGGGAAGAACUCAUCCCAAUAUAUCAGAACAAGUUUUGCAACGAUUGCGAGAUUUCUAUAGACCGUUUAAUACGAAAUUCUUUCAACUAAUCCGUAAAGACUUUCAUUGGCCCUAACGUAUAACCAGCCGGAAAGGCAAAUAUAGACAAGGUUUAUUAUAUAUAUAAAUAGGCGACGAUUAUCUGCCAUUCAUAUGUCCAGUAUUCAGCUCCCUCUUUCAUUGCCCGUCUCUCUCUCUCCGCGCUCGCGCACGUACACACGAACGCAUAUACACACGCACACGCACACACAUCAACACAUACACCACAUCACACACGUACACAGGCAUAUAUAUGUGUAUAUGUGUCUGUCUAUCUAUAUGUAUGUGUAUGUUAUGAAUACAUAUA